This is a messenger RNA of Equus caballus (horse), 1665 nucleotides long. RefSeq names its product sigma non-opioid intracellular receptor 1 (gene SIGMAR1). Gene Ontology annotation, cellular component: endoplasmic reticulum. The record is from RefSeq and is a predicted model, not a curated record. NCBI's taxonomy places the organism in Eukaryota, Metazoa, Chordata, Mammalia, Perissodactyla, Equidae.
GCGGCGGGCCGUACCACGGCGGUGGCGGGGGAACGGGCGCGCACGGCGCUCUGCGGGCUCGGCGGCCGUGAGAGUCCCGGCCUGAGGCUCGCUCCUGCGCAGCGCUGAGCCAGGCCGCCGCCGGGAUGCAGUGGGCCGUGGGCCGGAGGUGGGCGUGGGCCGCGCUGCUCCUGGCCGCCGCGGCCGUGCUGGCCCAGGUGGGCCGGCUCUGGCUGGGCACUCAGAACUUCGUCUUCCAGCGCGAAGAGAUCGCGCAGCUGGCGCGGCAGUAUGCGGGGCUGGACCACGAGCUGGCCUUCUCUCGGCUGAUCGUGGAGUUGCGGCGCCUGCACCCAGGCCACGUGCUGCCCGACGAGGAGCUGCAGUGGGUGUUCGUGAACGCGGGCGGCUGGAUGGGCGCCAUGUGCCUUCUGCACGCCUCGCUGUCCGAGUACGUGCUGCUCUUCGGUACCGCCCUGGGCUCUGGCGGCCACUCGGGACGCUAUUGGGCUGAGAUCUCGGACACCAUCAUCUCUGGCACCUUCCACCAGUGGAGAGAGGGCACUACCAAAAGUGAGGUCUUCUACCCAGGGGAGACAGUGGUGCACGGGCCUGGUGAGGCAACAGCUGUGGAGUGGGGGCCAAACACGUGGAUGGUGGAGUACGGCCGGGGUGUCAUCCCAUCCACCCUGGCCUUUGCACUGGCGGACACAAUCUUCAGCACCCAGGACUUCCUCACCCUCUUCUAUACUCUUCGCGCCUAUGCCCGGGGCCUCCGGCUUGAGCUCACCACCUACCUCUUCGGCCAGGACCCCUGACCAGCCAACCCUGAAAGAGGACCUGUGGAUGAACAGGAGCAGGCAGGCCCAUACACAGCCACUUGCUGGAGCCCAUGUGAGAAGACAAGGACAUACUCACAACUUGCAGAUACUGAGUUCCUGGUGUACGAGCAGGGACAUACAUGCUUAUACAACCAAACAUAGAGACCUGUGGGAACAUAUGGGACACACAUUCAGAUCCUGAAUCCCGUGUGUAUGGCACCAUCAUGCAUUCACACCCAUCCAGAGAGGGAGCCCCCCGUAUACCAAGGGGGCCAGUCAUGUUCAAACACACAUACCACAAGCUUGACUCACUAACUCAGGCCUUUCCAGAGCUUCCCUGCCCCUAGUCAGGGCUCUGGAGUUAGGGAUGGGGGUGGGUAUUACAGUCUGCCUGGGUCUGACUCCUCAACCCAGCAGCAAUGGGGGGGAAGGGGGGAGGGAGGAGAGGAGCUGCCUUUGGAGGCCCCCUUCACCUGCAGCUAUGAUGCCCUUCCCCUUCAGCCCCCGUCCUCACCAUAUGCCUUACCCCAUUCUUUCCCCUGCUAUGCAAGUGCCCUCAUGGCCGGCCCCCCUCCCUUUCAGCAGCCAGGUCAGCUGGGGAACCAGAAGAAUGUUGAGAAUGCUGAGGUCAGGGUCCUUCUAUCCUGAAAGACCUCCCAUUCCUCCCUCAGGGGUAUGAUGAGGAGGCCAGCCUCAGCCUGAGACCCACCACUGGAGAGAGGUGGGCCUAGGUCCAGGAGACCAGCCCUGGCCUAGAGAAGGCCUUUUCUGUGUACACACACCCAUCAUAGCUUCCAGACACUGCCCUUGCUGUGUUUCUGUCCAUCUGUUUGUUCUGUUAAUAAAGACCUGUUGAACAGUUCCA